This is a messenger RNA of Microthlaspi erraticum, 783 nucleotides long. The record is from the annotation of a GenBank genome assembly. NCBI's taxonomy places the organism in Eukaryota, Viridiplantae, Streptophyta, Magnoliopsida, Brassicales, Brassicaceae.
AUGCCAUUUCUUCCUAGGAAGUUUAGCGCAGUUUUGAUGGAGAAUGAAAUCACAACUGAGACAGCCAUAGAAGGACUGGAGACCGAUGGGAUGGGCACAUGCGCUGCAACGGUUGUUCUCCUCAUACAGAAUACCAUUAACGUUGAAUCUGAGGUAAUGCUCUUUGUGGCUAAAAUGUUGUAUCGUGUUGUCAUCAAUUACCACAUAUGGUUCUACAUCUUCUGCAUCUUCAGGUACUCCUUCAAGUUCUUUCCCGUUCCAUACAUCCUUUCUGGUAGCACAUUUGGAAUGCACGACAUAGCCACUGCACCUCUUACAAGAAUAGCCCCCACAAGUCCAGUCCACCUUGCGGCGACAAACUCCGCAUACAGAAUUGAUAAGACCAAGAAGAGAAGUGCGAGAAACGCGAUGCUCAUGCCGGUUGAUGUUUAUGACGCGUGGAAGGCGAAGACAGGCUCUAUGGAUCAUGAAACCACAUUGAAAACAUGCCUAAGGGCUGCGAUCUCCCUUAAGCCCGCAAGCAUUACAUGUAAGAGAAUCGAGUCUUGGAAGAAGGGUGAGUUGGUGAUCAUGAGCUUUCAAAUCCACAAGAGAUUGUGGUGGUGGGGUCAAAACACAGCGCAAAUCCAAGGUGAAGUUACAAGGAGAACAAUGAUAAAACCAUUUAUCAACCGUCCUUCCACAAAGACGACAUUUUACAUCGGAAUAGUCUGGUGGAAGGCCUGUAAGGAGCUUGAGAGGGUGCAAAGAAUGGUAAGAGUGGUUUACCUCUUCCGGGCGUAA